Scomber japonicus (chub mackerel) is the source of this 3362-nucleotide messenger RNA. It is a transcript of the gene mis18bp1, whose product is annotated as MIS18 binding protein 1. The transcript is spliced from 16 exons. The coding region runs from base 71 to 3322 and encodes 1083 amino acids. Lineage: Eukaryota; Metazoa; Chordata; Actinopteri; Scombriformes; Scombridae. The record is from RefSeq and is a predicted model, not a curated record.
UAGUAGCGAGCUAAGUGCUAGCAUAUACCUCCGAUAACAUAAUGAUCGGUUUUUUCUUUUUCUAGAAACGAUGGCGUCGUAUCAUAAUUUGUCGUUAUUGCAACACCAAAACCCUCGGUAUGAAUCUCCGGCCAAGGUGUUCGCCAAACUGAAAUCUAAAGUACAGCGAGAAGCGAUAUGUGCGAAGGAUCCGCUGGGUAACGUCAGAGAGAAACAUGGAGCAUACUUCACCUCGCCCAGGAGGAGAAAACAGAGCACCUGGUUGCCCGAAGAGCUCAAGGAGAAUCACAAGAUUGGCUCUUACCGUGAUGAAGCGGAGGCCCUGACACUCUCACCCAUUUCCAGCCCACAGAAAAGCCUGGGGUAUCCAUACUCGGACUUCAGCUGCAACCCUGUGGUGGAAAUGCCGCUUAUGACUGACAAAGGACACCCACAGACACCAACAAAGAGAGCUUUACUGGAGUCCACAAAUGUGUUUCAUCCUCUGGUCAGUGGUUUCACUGGGACCAGCAGGACUCCAGUGAAGAAACAGCCAGUACAAAACAGCUGUGGAGGUUCGAUGUCCGAGGAGGAUUGUGCUCCUCUUGAGAAACUGAUGUCUCCAGACAAGAUGUUUUCCCCCGUGAGGAAUAGGUUAAGAAAGAGAAAAUGGGGACAGCAAGAGAUGAACAAAGUUAGCAGCAGCACAAAGGAGGUCUGCAAUGAAGUCAUAAAUCAACUACAAGAAAGGAAAAGCUCAGCUGAUUUCAGUGAGGAUGGCACGCACUACAACAUGUUAGCAGAGGAUUUGGGUACUGUCAGAGGAUGUUCAUUACCUGCUGAGCACCAGAUGACCCAUGAACCCAUGUUUGCACAACCGAGAUCCUUGGCACAGACCCGCUGCAGUGUCGCUUUGCAAAAAAUCACUCCGAUGUCUCCGGCCAAGAUGUUUGCGUGGAUGAAGGAGAGGGAGAACAGACAAGAGCAGCAGGAAGUUCAUGAAGUCAGCAGCAGCACAAGGGAACACGUGGAUGUGGAUCGUUACCAUCAGUCCACAGACACGCCACCCUCCACAGCUGACAAUACAGGUGAGACAGUGGAUGCUGCCUUCAGAGGUGUUCCAGAGAGUGUGACAAUGGUCAGCCGGUCCAGAUUAGAGUCAGCUGACAGCCAGUCAGACACAGACCCCUCUGACAUCCCACCCCCCGCUGCGCCUUCACAACCUGUUUUGUUUGAAGAUUCGCUUGUGCUCAAUUCUCCACGGAUUACCGUCCCAAAGAAAAACAAGGCUGUGUUUAAGCACAACAAAUGGUCCCAGCAGACAAUGUUCCCCACCGAAAGUGUGAUUCACCUUACAAAGUGGUUCUUGAGAAAGAAUCAGAAGGGCCUGUUUGUUGAUGGAUUUUGCAAGGAGAACAAUGUACCAUGGAACAGCAACAUCAUUGUGGAGAGAGUUUCUAAUUCUGUACUGAAGACAAUUUCUGGCAGGGUUUACAUCUUGGUUGGCAAGAUGCAGAGGACUGAGGACUCUGAGUUUCCUAAGUGGCUUUUGAAGGAGUUCGUUAAAGGUUUCCCUCUGAACUGGAAGGAGCUUUAUGAGAAGUUUCUGUCAGAGUCAACAGAGGAAACAGAAAAGAAGCGUGCAGGGAGAAGCAUUGUGGCUAAGGUGACGUCUAAGGAUUCUGCACAAAACAGCACUGUGAAGAAGAACAGGCAAAAACCUUUGAAGACACCUGAGUUCUGUCCUCCCCCCUCCGCCUCUUCCUCCUCUACUAAAGUGUCUCGGAGCGGUCGAGUGAUCAGGCCGCCAUUGGAAUACUGGAAAGGAGGAAGAGUCUUUUGGGACACGCAAAUGAAUGUUACCAUCUACGAAGGCUACGAUACCUCCAUCUGCCAACCUAAAGUCAGUACAACGGUGUGUGCCAUUUCACAGACUCCUGCCCGAGUGCUCUGCAGUGAAGGCCGUAAACAAUAUGAGUCAACCAGUGAUAAUGAGAUGCCUGUACCACUGAGAAGAGUCAAAGCUCCACUUCGCAAACGUGACCGAGCCAAGGUUAACCACGAAGAGAAGCCCCCCAGUCCAGCUGAGCCUCCCAGGGACACGCCGAGCGAUUACAUUAGCAGCCCCGAAACAUGUUCCGGCAACAUAAGAAGGUCCAACCGAAAGCGUUCCACCACAAAAAGUACAAACGUGAACACUGCCCCGCCAUCCCAAAGUAAACCUGAAAAGCCCUCAACACAGAAAACCAAAAAAGAGACGCAUAACACCAACAGGCCUUCGGUGAGAGGCUUCAAAAGCAGACGCACUGUCACACCGCUUUCAGAAUCUACCACGAGUGAGGACUCAUCACCAGAUGACGUCUUUACUGUCAAGACAAAGAAGCGGGGCAAAGGGGUGCAUGGAAAGAGGGGCGAGAAGGCUGUUAAAUCGCAGCCAAAGCGCAGGUCUUCACAGAGUCGGUCCUCAGGAGGGAGUGGGAGUGAGCCGAGGAAAACAGCCAGAGUAACCAAACAGAAACAGAACAAAACAUCACCAUCCAUGAAGACUUUGCCUAAGUUGACGCAAUCUAGCAAGAAAGACAAGAGACACAAAAUUAUUCCACAAGAGCAAGAUGAAGACGAAUGGACAGAAGUAGAGCUUAUAAAACUACAACAGGCUGUGUCUUGCUAUCCUAAGCACAAGGCAGGUUACUGGGAAAAGGUAGCAAGGAUGGUGGGAACACGUUCUGUAGAAGAGUGCCACAAACAGCACACAUUGCAGGGAAACUCCCACACCCCUAAGAAAGCCAAGAAUACCAAAAAGGAAAAGGAUAUGAAUCUGUGUCCAGCUCCAGAUUGUCCUGUGAUAUCUGCCCGUAUGGGAACCUUCAAGAGAAAGCAGCAGGUGCGUCAGUUCCUGGAGGCCAUGCCCAGAGACGAUGUAGAGGAUGCUUUCAGCGCGGCAUACAUGCAGAACAAACGCUUUGAGAUCCCCUCCAUGUGUCCGAGUGAAGAAAAUGACAUCACAUUGUCAGAUCUGGAGCCUGUGACCCCCACGUCCACACGUCUUCAUGAAGUGAAGACUCCUCAUUGUCUACAUAUCACUCCUGGCAUGAUGGGUUCUCCUAACAGGAACAAUGGCGACAAGUACGUCUAUCAACUCCAGAAGAGGAUGAAAAAAAAUCAGUUCAACGUGGACAAACAAGCUUCUUCAAAGAGCUUCACACCCUCACCAACAGUUAAACCAAGAAUGAGAAAAUGCUGUAACACAGAAAAUGAUACCUUUGUUGCCUGGGAGAUGUUUCCAGACCAAGAGCCUGAAAGUGGAGAGGAAGAGGACUUUUACUUCUCAGACAAUGACUGAUAUGAGUCACAGCUGAAAAAAAAAACUGAAGUUGUUCACU